AUGCUCCGUUUGACAAUCAUUUCUCUUGCUCUUCUAGUCUGUGCUGCCAAUGCCAACCUUUUUGGUGGUCUUCUUGAUUCCGAACAGAAAGUUGCGGUUGUUGAGGAAAAGACUCAAAUUAACAAUAAUGAGGCCCAACUGGAAGAAACUGGCAUUGCCGUCAUUGACAAUGACACCCCGAUUGCCGCUGCCAUGGAUGAUAUUGGGUCCGAAGGACAAUCCAAUGGAGUUGUGGUCCGUGCUAAGCGCUACUACGGUUGCGGUUGCUGUGGAUGCGGUGUUACUUGUGCUACAAUGGCUCCAGGCGCCACGAUGGCCCCAUGCGGAUGCGGAUGCUGUGGAUGCGGAUAUGGGUAA
Molecule: messenger RNA, 357 nt
Organism: Caenorhabditis briggsae
Lineage: Eukaryota; Metazoa; Nematoda; Chromadorea; Rhabditida; Rhabditidae
Exons: 2
Coding region: 1-357 (118 amino acids)
Source: RefSeq, a predicted model, not a curated record